GAUGCACACCAGCACAUCGAAGGCUCCUUCUUUCUUCGCACGUGUUGUCUCUUUUUGUGACGCCAUCGCCUCUGAAUCGAAUCGGUUGGUUAUUUCUUGUUUCUGAGGUGCCUUCGCAGCCCUGCAGUUUCACCUCAUACCCCCCUCCUCCCUCUCUUGGCACAUGUCGAUUUCCAACAAACGUGAAGUGCGUGAGCACAUCAAGGCCGUUCUCGAGAUCUACGAGGAAGACGGCCACAUCGACGUGGAGGAGAUGAAGGCGCUGACGCGAGAAGUCGCCGACGGCGUCACGUCGCUGCCCACCGCCGCCGCGUCGCUCACACGCGCCACACUCGCUGCGCUGAAGACGCUUCUUGAGAGUCAUCCCAACGUCUCGUCGGGGCUCCUCGACUCUCUCACGCAGCGGCUGAGUGCGGAAGGCGAGGCAAACGCGCCGUCCACCGAUGCCUCCGCAAACGCAACCGCACCGCAGUCGUGUGCCGCGGCGUCUUCGCCAUCCACCUCCGUCGCUGCUGCGCCCGCCCUCAGCUUCAGUGCCUUUAAGGCCCGCAUGGCCAAGAAGAGGGAUGAGCUCAAGGCAGAGCGGGAGACCGUCGCGGAGCUCGCCUCGACCGCGACGUCCGUGCGUGAGCCGACGAAGGCGACCGCCGCAGCAGCAGCAGCGUCCACCGCGGCCUCGAGUGAGGCACCCGUCGCCCCAUCCUUGGCAGAAGAGAAGGCAGACCGGCGCACGACCACCGCAGAAAGCGACCCGACCGAGUCACGCAACCUCUCCACCCGGCCCAGCGCCGCGCAGACGCCGUCUCUGCAGCCGUCCGCCAGUCCCACUCACGAGCUCGCGGCGCCGGCGCUGACCGACGAGGUGGUCGGCGUCUUGCAUCCCCUACCACAGCAGCCUCUGCCACAACCGCCGCCGCAGCAGCAGCCGGUGCCGACGAAGCCGGUAGCUUUUGUCCUGACGGCGGCACCAGACCCGGAUGAGGAGGUGGACCUCUAUGCCGACAUCACGCCUUAUCGUGGUCGCGGCCGGGGUCGUGGUCGCGGUCGUGGGCGCGGACGCGGUGGUCCGUAUCCGUCUUAUCCUCCCACCUAUCACUACGGGCCGCGCCCUCCGAACGCCUACCGUGGCGGCUAUGCUCCGCAGCCGCAGUACUACCGGCCUUACUAA
Messenger RNA from Leptomonas pyrrhocoris, 1168 nucleotides. RefSeq lists its product as hypothetical. The coding region runs from base 164 to 1168 and encodes 334 amino acids. Lineage: Eukaryota; Euglenozoa; Kinetoplastea; Trypanosomatida; Trypanosomatidae. The record is from RefSeq and is a predicted model, not a curated record. The transcript has a single exon.